Messenger RNA from Diospyros lotus (date-plum), 2677 nucleotides. Its product is annotated as chaperone protein ClpB4, mitochondrial-like. The transcript has 10 exons. NCBI's taxonomy places the organism in Eukaryota, Viridiplantae, Streptophyta, Magnoliopsida, Ericales, Ebenaceae. Bases 175 to 2493 code for a protein of 772 amino acids. Gene Ontology annotation, biological process: cellular response to heat. Gene Ontology annotation, cellular component: cytoplasm. The record is from RefSeq and is a predicted model, not a curated record. Gene Ontology annotation, molecular function: ATP hydrolysis activity; ATP binding.
AGUUCUUGCCCCUUUCCCACGCUUCCCAUCCCAAGCCAAGCCUGCUUCAAGUUCUACAGAAUCGAAAAGUCACGCAACAGCCUCCUCCACUUCACGGCUCACAAGGUUGGGUCUCGCCGCCCGCUCUCUCGAGCCACCAGAAACUGCAGCAUUACGGUUGGGAAGGGCUUGUAUAUGGAUGAAAAGGCUCAGAAACUAGCUCUUCAACAUUGCCUUGAACCGAUCCUGAAGGCAAGUAUGAAGCACUUGAGAAAUUAUGGAAAUGACUUGACAGAGCUAGCUAGGCGAGGGAAACUAGAUCCAUUUAUUGGCCGGGAUGAUGAAAUACAGCGGUGUAUCCAAAUAUUAUCUAAGAGAACAAAGAAUAAUCCUGUCAUUAUUGGUGAACCUGGUGUGGGGAAAACUGCCGUUGCUGAAGGAUUAGCUCAAAGAAUUGUCCGCGGAGAUGUUCCUGAACCUUUACUGAAUCGGAAGUUAAUUUCUUUGGAUAUGGGUUCACUGCUUGCUGGUGCCAAGUUCCGAGGAGACUUUGAGGAACGAUUAAAAGCAGUCUUGAAGGAGGUUACAGCUUCAAACGGACAAAUUAUUUUGUUCAUCGAUGAGAUCCAUACUGUAGUGGGAGCUGCAGCUACUAGUGGAGCAAUGGAUGCUGGAAAUAUGUUGAAACCAAUGCUUGGCCGAGGUGAGCUCCGUUGUAUUGGAGCAACCACUUUGAAUGAAUAUAGAAAGUGCAUUGAGAAAGAUCCAGGUUUGGAACGCAGAUUUCAACAGGUGUUCUGUGGCCAGCCAUCUGUGGAAGACACAAUAUCAAUUCUCCGUGGAUUGUGUGAACAGUAUGAGCUGCAUCAUGGGGUUAAAAUAUCAGACAGUGCCCUUGUUUCAGCAGCAGUUCUUGCAGAUAGAUACAUAACUGAGAGCUUUUUACCUGAUAAAGCCAUUGAUCUUGUUAGUGAAGCUGCUGCAAAGCUAAAAAUUGGAAUUACUUCUAAGCCUACUGGGUUGGAUGAGAUAGAUAGAGCUGUGCUAAAGCUGGAGAUGGAGAAACUGUCUCUGAAGAAUGAUACUGAUAAAGCAUCCAAAGAAAUGUUAACUAAGCUGGAGAGUGAUCUCGAGGUGCUUAAACAAAAACAAAAAGAGUUAACUGAGCAGUGGGAACGCGAGAAAGUGCUCAGGACUGGGAUACAGUCAAUUAAAGAGGAGAUUGACAGAGUGAACUUAGAGAUGGAAGCUGCUGAAUGUGAAUAUGACCUAAAUCGUUGUUGGAAGCUUUUACAGAAAAGGAGAAUCAGAGCAAAUAUAGCCCCUUUCAACAAUCGUGCUGCUGAGCUGAAAUAUGGAACGCUGAUGUCUCUCCGACGCCAACUAGAAGAAGCUGAAAGGAACCUUGCUGACUAUCGAAAAUCUGGAAGUUCUUUGCUAAGGGAAGAGGUUACUGAUCUUGAUAUUGCUGAAAUUGUAAGCAAGUGGACUGGCAUACCUUUUUCUAACCUCCAGCAGUCGGAGAGAGAGAAGCUUGUCGUGCUUGAACAAGUUCUCCACAAGAGGGUGGUUGGCCAGGAUAUGGCAGUGAAGUCAGUUGCUGACGCAAUUCGACGCUCUAGAGCUGGAUUGUCUGAUCCAAACCGUCCUAUAGCGAUCUUUAUGUUCAUGGGACCUACUGGUGUCGGUAAAACUGAGCUUGCAAAAGCCCUGGCUGGGUACCUUUUCAACACAGAAAAUGCUCUUGUGAGAAUUGAUAUGAGUGAGUGUGAGUACAUGGAAAAACAUGCAGUUUCUCGUUUGGUUGGUGCCCCACCUGGAUACGUUGGCUAUGAAGAAGGGGGUCAACUCACUGAAGUAGUCCGUCGAAGGCCUUAUUCCGUUGUACUCUUUGAUGCAAUCGAGAAGGCACAUAGUGAUGUUUUCAAAAUUCUGUUGCAGUUGUUGGAUGAUGGGAGGAUUACUGACUCACAGGGGAGGACUGUUAGCUUCACAAAUUGUGUUGUAAUAAUGACAUCAAACAUUGGGUCCCAUUAUAUACUUGAAACUCUUAGAAGUGCACAUGAAGGCAAGGAAGCUGUUUAUGAUGUGAUGAAAAAACAGGUUAUUGAAUUGGCUAGGCAAACUUUCAGACCGGAGUUCAUGAAUCAGAUUGAUGAAUACAUUGUUUUCCAACCUUUCGACUCCAAAGAAAUCAGCAAAAUUGCUGAGAUUCAGUUGAAUCGGGUGAAAGAGAGGCUCAAACAGAAGAACAUUGAUCUUUUGUACACAAAGGAAGCUGUCGAACUUAUUGGGAUACUGGGUUUUGAUCCAAACUUUGGAGCAGUACCUGUCAAGAGAGUGAUACAACAAAUGGUUGAGAAUGAAAUUGCCAUGGGAGUCCUAAGAGGAGACUUCAAAGAAGAGGACUCUAUCAUAGUUGAUGCGGAUGUAUCCCCAUCGGCUAAAGAUAGAUUAUUUCUCAAGAAGCUGGAGAAGAGCUCUGGAAUCGAGGCUAUGGUUGCCAAUGACUGAUACUGCAUGCGUGAGUUAUACAUAUAUGCGAAAUAGAACUAGUUACUAUGUUGUUUUUGUUUCCCAUUCAGCUUGAGAGGAUAUUGAUAUCACAAUUCAUUCUUGUUUGGUUGGUUGGGCGAUUUGCCCUACUAGAAGUUGUAGUUAUGGAUUAUAUUUUUGGUUGAAGUUUUGAGUUUUGUGA